GUGAAGUGAGGAGUUUCCUGCAGUGUCUGCCUUAUAUCUCACAGCUCAGCUGUGAUCCAGACUUCUUCCAGAGUGUGUGUACAUCCAUGUCUGUAAGAUCCAGAGAGGAGGCCCAGCAGCUGGAGUCUCUGCUGCAGCUCCUGGGGUUCCAGCUGCUGUUAACAGGAGAGUUACACAGGAAAAUCUGCUGGUCUGUGGGGAGAGUUCUCAAACUGUGUGGCUCUAAAGUGGAUCUCAUCCUCACACCCAGCAAGAUGUCUGCCAGAGGAGCCGCUCUCCUCUUUAGACACACAACACAACUACACAGUCUGAGGCUUUCCAUCGACAUGUCCUUGCUCCUGUUUCAGUGGGUAAGAAGAGGCAGAGUGGUCUGUCCACUGGCUGUUGAAGAGCUUUCUCUUGUGCCUAAGAAAGCCCGACCAUCACAGAGAGUAAUGUUGAGGGCUGUCAGUAGUUUGGCUUCCCUGCUGAGAUACUGGACAGUCGGACGGUUAGACCUGACUGAGAGCUGCAUCCCUGCUCAGGGUCUGAUUACACUGCUGCUCCAUGAUGGUCCUCUAACAGUCAAACUGAGUGAAGAGAGCUUCCAGCAGCUUCUGUGUCUCCUCCAUGAAAUCCAGGACAAGGACUUGACGUUAUCCUUCUUCAGUAAGGUUGGUGGAGACCUGACCUCCUGCUGUCUGAACUGGGAGCUUCUUCACUAUCUGCUGCAGCAGUCGUCAGCUCAGACCAUCACUGUGGACCUGAGGAAGAACCUCUUCUUACAGGAGGAAACCACACGUCUGCUUCCCUUUCUGGACAGGAUUGUGUUUAAAAGGCCCAGUCCCAGCUUUGUGAUGAGCUCCAUCAGAGAGCUCUACAGAGCUCAUGACAGUCACGCUGUACCCAGUUUACUGAGGUCACUUGGUCAUGUGAUCAACCUGAGCUGCAGAGAGCUGGACUCAGUGGACUGUGCUGCUCUGAUCUUCAUCCUCAAACAUGGAGACGGAGUCAAACUGAACCUCCUGUGGACCUCCAUACCAGCAGAGGGAGUAGAGUCCAUCCUCUUCAUGCUGGACAAAGUUUCUCAUCUCAGUGUUGACAGGAAUCAGCUGCUGAGGUUCAUCCACUGCUGUGCUGCCUGUGACGUCCAGCAGGAGGCAGCGUCAGGCCUGCUGAGGACUCUGCAGCACAGCUUGGAUCUGUCCUGCUCCUCCUGUGUGGAGCUACCAGAGGAGGAUCAGCCUGAGCCUCUGAGUCUGACUGCUGAUGACUGCAGGGCCGUCUCCACCAUCCUGACACACAGCAGCCGGGACACACAGCUCGACCUGCGAGACUGUGAGGUGGAGGACAGCGUGCUGGACCUGCUGUUUCCUGUCCUUCACAGGGUCCGCCUCAGAGUCAGUAAAACUGUCCUCCUCCAGCUGCUGUCUCUGGUUCCUGUGAACAGUGAGAGGGACACAGUGAGGCGGGCGGUGUCCCUGUGUAGAGCCCUGGAUGGAGAGCUGGAUCUCAGUCGCAGCACGCUGGAUCAGAGGGCCUGUGGUGCUUUGGUCCAGAUGCUGGACUCGUGUGAAGGGCUGACAGAGCUGGACCUCAGUCACUGUCAGCUCACUGACCAGCUGCUGCUCCCUCUCAUCACACAUCUGCACAAAGUCCAAGUCCUGGAUCUGAGUCACAAUCAGAUCACUGAUGCUUCGACUGAUGUGUUGCUCCAGCUGCUCUCCAUCAACCCCUCCAUCGACUGUGUGCGACUCUACAGCAACAACAUCGUGCACAGAGCAGCCUUCAAGGAACACAAGCAGUUUGAGAUAUGAAGGAAUCAUCGUCAAGUAGUUGUUUUAAGAAGACAGUUUAUAUGGAGGCUCGGGAUAUAUCUCAUCCUGAUAUAGCUUUUGUUUCUCAGCUGCUACAGAUUUUUCUUUGAUGCAGCUCAAUUGUCUAAUCGAGCUCCAUUAAAGUAAGUAAGUAAAGUAAAGUUACUAAGCGCUUUUCACAGACAAGCGGUCACAAAGCACUGUUGACAAAAGGCUAAAAUAAACAAGAACGUUAGGUGCCAAAAUAGACGAUACAAAACAUAAUAAUAAAAUACAGUAAAGUUAACAGGUACUUUUAAAAUAAAAUAAAUAAAUCUCAGCAAAAAGCCUGAUUAAACAAAAAAGUUUUUAACUGCUUUUUAAAACAAUCCACAGAGUCAAGAAAAUGUAGUUGUGGUGGUAGACUGUUUCUUUGUGUAGCUUGGGAGUCGAGAAAGAGAUGAUUUGUUCAAGCUGGUAAACAGGACAUAACAAUAAUCUAAACGCGAUGACACAAAUGCAUGACCAAUUUUUUCCAGUUCAGCUGUGGAGACCUUAUGUCGCAAUUUAGAAAUGUUCCUUAAAUUAAAGAAAAAUCAAUGAUUUUACAUUCGAGUCAAGGCCCAGAGGAGAAUCAAAUAUUUCUCCAAGAUUUUGAAUGUUAGAUUUAAAGAAGGCCUUAAUUAACAGUAGAGCUGGCAACAAUAUUCUGUUUCUUCAGUAGAGGAGUUACCUCAGCAAAAUAGGAUGGAACACAAACUUGCCUCAGUGUGGGACCAACACUGGUAAGAGUCCCAGAUGGGACAGAGGGAGGUAGUAUAUCUAGGCAGCAUUUUCUUUGGGUUCUGUUUACAUUUUGAGUAUUGGUUUAGAUUUACUACUUUGUGUUUCAGUUAAGUACAGCCUCACCUGUGUCCAUUUGUAUCAUGUUGUCAAGUUUUUAUCUUUGGCAUGUGAUCCUUCAUGUAGUUACUUCCUGUUUUAUUUUGAUAUUGAUUUGUCUCUGGUAUAAUGUAUUUAUAUUUGCUUAUGCGUCUCAUUAUCCUGAUUGGUUUCAGCUGUGCUUUGUUCCCCAGCUGUUUUACACUCCUUUAAUUUGCUCAGUUUUAUAUUUACCUGUUAAACCUGAGAGUCCUGCAGGCAGCUACCGGGGACCUGUUUUCAGCUGAACCUUGACAGAUGACCAUCCUGAUCUAAAACUUCUGUAAUAAUGGUGAUUCAGUUAUUUUAUUUUUUGUUAGACUAUUGAGACAAAACAAAAAGGCCAACUUUUUUUUUUUUUUUUUUAAUCAAUGCAGUGAGUCGGCCAUAUUUAUUCAUUGUACUUUUGUGAUAACUGUACUUAUUCUACUCUGCAUUUUUCAGUCAGGACAGAGUAGAGAGACUCUAUAAUUACUUCUCAGAGGAGCGAUGCAAUAAGUGAGCAAUCAGGAGAAAACUAUGUUUGGUACUUUGACAUAACUGGAACAAAUGGCCAUAAACAUGUUAACAUAUAUCGGUUUUCAUAUUUUAUAUUACAUGACAUGGGUGAAAGUGGUUAUUUUUUCUGUGACAGUUUUCCUCAUUAAUGGAACUUGUUAACAAAACCUUCUACCAUAUUAGUUUACAGCUGCAAAUGGACUCAGGGAAUAAAUAAUAAAAGGCCAAAUGUCUGUAACAGUGAUUUAUAGUUGUAGUAAAUCAUGUUCAUGUUGCAGGAUCAUAGUCCGCUUCAGGUGCUGACGAAAGUUUUAAGACCAGGUUGACUUUAAGAAUUAAGAUCGGAGCAUUAAGAUUUAAAAUUGUUUGGCCUCACAUACUAAAGAGCACCAACAGGAUGGACCCUAAUUUACCUCACCAGUAUCCAGAUGAACAAGUAAUAAAGCAAAUUCAGCUCCCUUG
Oreochromis aureus is the source of this 3656-nucleotide messenger RNA. RefSeq lists its product as uncharacterized. Bases 87 to 1796 code for a protein of 569 amino acids. Gene Ontology annotation, molecular function: protein binding. The transcript is spliced from 9 exons. The record is from RefSeq and is a predicted model, not a curated record. NCBI's taxonomy places the organism in Eukaryota, Metazoa, Chordata, Actinopteri, Cichliformes, Cichlidae.